Molecule: messenger RNA, 1482 nt
Organism: Solanum lycopersicum (tomato)
Lineage: Eukaryota; Viridiplantae; Streptophyta; Magnoliopsida; Solanales; Solanaceae
Product: LEAF RUST 10 DISEASE-RESISTANCE proteinUS RECEPTOR-LIKE PROTEIN KINASE-like 1.1
Biological process (GO): protein phosphorylation
Molecular function (GO): ATP binding; protein kinase activity
Source: RefSeq, a predicted model, not a curated record
GGUUAAAUGAUCAGAAUAGUGGUUUGUUUGAUCUUUUAACUGCGAAUUUUGUGAUUCAGUGGAGUCUGUCUGAUGAUUGUAGUAAAUGUUACUAUCAAGGAGGUCGAUGUUUAACCGACAGCAGCAAUAGAUUUCAUUGCUCCAGAGUAACAAGAAAGUCGAGACGAGUUCUAAUUGUAGUCUUACCUGUGGUGAUUGGCUUGACCUUUUUAAUCUGUCUCGGUAUUGUUAUCUGGCGUUUCAAGAAAGGAAAAGGCGGUCAUUCUCACUCUUUUGCAAGAAAUACAUUUUCUGAUCCUUCAAGAAAAGACCAUGAAGGGGAUAGCAAGUACUUUGGGGUCCCCGUCUUCUCCUACUCUACUCUCGAAGAAGCCACCAGUAACUUUGAUCCCUCCCAAGAGCUUGGAGACGGAGGUUUUGGAACUGUAUACUAUGGUAAGCUUCGUGAUGGACGAGAAGUUGCAGUUAAACGCUUAUAUGAGCAAAGUUCCAAGAGGAUGGUGCAAUUUAAGAAUGAGAUUGAAAUACUUACUCGUUUAAGGCAUCAGAAUCUUGUUAUGCUCUAUGGUUGCACGUCAAGGCAUAGUCGUGAACUCCUCCUGGUUUAUGAGUACAUCCCGAAUGGAACAGUUGCUGAUCAUCUCCAUGGCGAGAAAGCAAAGAACGGAGCCCUUAUAUGGCCUAUACGCAUGAAGAUUGCCAUAGAAACUGCUAGUGCUUUAGCUUAUCUCCAUGCUUCUGACAUAAUACACCGCGAUGUCAAGACUUGUAACAUUCUACUUGACAACAAUUUCUGUGUCAAAGUUGCAGAUUUUGGGCUUUCGCGGCUUUUUCCAAAUGAUGUGACUCAUAUCUCAACGGCUCCACAGGGGACGCCAGGAUAUGUUGAUCCGGAUUAUCAUGCUUGCUAUCAGCUAACAAGUAAAAGUGAUGUGUAUAGCUUUGGAGUUGUCCUUAUUGAGCUCAUAUCGUCGCUCCUUGCUGUGGAUAUAAGAAGGGAUAGGGAUGAAAUUAGUUUGGCUAACUUUGCAUUAAGCAAGAUUUUGAAAUGUGCAUUUGAGGAGUUGAUCGAUCCAUCUCUUGGUUACGAGUCCAAUGCUGAAGUUAGGAGAAUGACUACUUCAGUUGCAGAGCUAGCUUUUCAAUGUCUUCAACUCGAGAAGGAAAUGAGACCAACAAUGGAUGAAGUGUUGGAGAUUCUAAAGGCAAUUCAGAAUGGUGAGUUUGAAAACCAGAAGAAAGAAGAGAUUAACGUCGUUGAUAAUGUAGAAGUCCCACAGGACCCUGAAUCAGAAAAUGAUGAUGCACAAUUGAUGAAAUCUAAAUUACCUGUUUCGAUGAAUUCUGUGAAUGAUAAGUGGUUUAGUUGCUCUACCACAGUUAGUAUUAGCGGGUGAAAUUUCUUCGAUAUUAAUGCUUCACUCUCUUCUCAUUCUUUUUCGCUCUCUGAUUGUUUAUGAGUUCACUACCUAAUUGUAUCCA